Molecule: messenger RNA, 667 nt
Organism: Schistocerca serialis cubense
Lineage: Eukaryota; Metazoa; Arthropoda; Insecta; Orthoptera; Acrididae
Exons: 6
Coding region: 116-631 (171 amino acids)
Source: RefSeq, a predicted model, not a curated record
CUUAAGCCACCGGCGCGCCGCAGCAACACGAGCCGUCGCCGCAUCAGCGACCGCUGCAAUCUGCACGCUACUACUCCGCCGAUGAGCAGCCGCGAGGAAUUGAGCGAGUUGAAAGAUGCUGCUGUGGUCGCUUCUCGUCGUGCUGCCAGCAUUCUCGGAGGCCUCGCACGUGUUUGGAUGCUCCCUGCCGCCUCCCUCCACACAACAAUUCAACGCGACAACAGCGGAGAAAUCUUGGUACCAGCAAUACCAGUACCAGGUUCCCAUCCUGUCAUGGAUCGGCUGCAUUACCUACGAGCAGUCGCCUGGUGACAGCGACACGGAGAUGUACCUGAAUGGCAACUUCAGCAAGUUACCCCUUUUCCCCUUGUCGGCUAAAGCCACUUUCAACGGGAACCGAUUAGACAAAGUCUACAAAGGCAUAUGGUAUCCCUUCCUGAGUGGACCGUACAAUGUCGUGUACACAGAUGCGGAUCUCUUCAUUGAUCAUUACUGCUUCUUAGGCAAUGAUGUCGUUCAAGUCUUUACGAAUGUGAAGAAUCCCAGUGCCGAAGUGCUGAAGAGAAUGUGGAAAGUCGUUGCUGAGAGUCCAGAGGUAAACGAGUCUAAACUGAGGAGAGUCAACUGUUGAUUAUGUAUAGUGCAAAUAAACCCUGAUUUCAAAACA